Molecule: messenger RNA, 1465 nt
Organism: Alosa alosa (allis shad)
Lineage: Eukaryota; Metazoa; Chordata; Actinopteri; Clupeiformes; Clupeidae
Gene: spi2
Product: Spi-2 proto-oncogene
Exons: 3
Coding region: 2-724 (240 amino acids)
Biological process (GO): cell differentiation; regulation of transcription by RNA polymerase II
Cellular component (GO): nucleus
Molecular function (GO): sequence-specific DNA binding; DNA-binding transcription factor activity, RNA polymerase II-specific
Source: RefSeq, a predicted model, not a curated record
CAUGAUGUCUCUUCCCGAUGUUUUGUUUGCGGAGGAGCAGGGAUGUGGCCAGGUGCACGCUUACAACCACAUGGAUUCAGGCCACCUAACACCGGUCACCAUGCUCGAGCACAAUCAGGAACAGGGCUUCGUAGGUGAUGUCCACUCACAGCCAGCAUCCAAAUUCUGCUCCUCCGUCCAGGACACACUAAGGGCCAUCGUCCCCCCCCACGUGUGGCACACUCCGCCCCCUCUCAACUACAUCGCGGAAAAAGCCCUCCAACCGUGUCCAGCUGAGAUGCGUCCACCUGCCCUCCCUCACCUGCCCACCACCGCCGCCACACCUGGAAGAUUUGCCAAGUCACCGCUAGUCAGCUGCACACCUGCACCGAGAGGGAGGAAGCUACGUCUUUUCCACUUCCUGUUUGAGAUGCUGGAGAACCCAGAGAUGGCCCAUUGCGUGGCCUGGGUGCCUUCGGCGGCAUCCGCCGGGGUGUUCUCCUUCUCCUCGCAGAACAAGGAACGCGUUGCCGAGCUCUGGGGCCGAAGGAAGGGCAACCGGCGGCCCAUGACCUACCAGAAGAUGUCACGCGCUCUGCGCAAUUAUGCACAGUCGGGAGAGAUCGUCAAAGUCAAGAGGAAGCUGACUUAUCGCUUUAACUGUGCCACACUACGCAUCCUCCGCAGCCAGCAAGGAUCGGAGAACGCAACAGCAGCACAGUAUAAUCAAGCGCACCAACUAUAGAUUAUUGUUGAUGACAGCGUGUAAUUACCAAGUAGUGAAGCGGCUCGCUGUAAGCCAUUAUGAGUUUAUGAUUAUGGAUAUCAGUGUCACUAACCGACUCCUAAUUGAGCCUUUGAUGACAAUGAUGACUCAGAAGAGCAGAGAGCCGUCAAGUGAAAUUUGAUUGAUUGUGCAACUAGUUGCUCAGUUCAGUGUUUAUAAUGGUGUAAUUAGUUUUGUUACUGGUGUGCUGGUGUGAAUCAGUUGAAGUAAAUGUGAACACUUUGUGUAUUAGAGAGAGAUGAGCUAGGCCUUGUACCUCUAUGCAUGCAACAGAUUGAACGAUCAGCACUGGGAAGAUUUGUGUGAAACUUGUAUUCUCUACAAACACAGCAAUACUGCCAUCACCUGGUGAAAUGCUGUGUUGCCGCAAAUCAUUUUCUAGAGAUGAUUGUGGCGCCAUGAUACUGGUUUGAGGUUUGGCUGUAUUGUUCAAUUUGUCAAAAUCCCCCUUUCUAAAGAGAAAGCGAAUUGUUUGAUUAUUAGAUAAUUUACUCUCAAAUGAAUAGUGACCACAUAUUCUGCUCUUAUUUUCGUUGUCUUAUAUCUUUCUUAUUGUCUUACUUAAAGCUUUACCUAUUUAGAGAUUGAAAUGAUGUAAAUUGCUGUUGGCUAUCAUUUCAUACUUCCUAAUCCACUGUUUCAUGUGAUAUCAUGUGUUUCACAGAAAGAAGAAUAUGCAGGGAAAUAUAAACACACAUG